Westerdykella ornata is the source of this 2076-nucleotide messenger RNA. RefSeq lists its product as uncharacterized. NCBI's taxonomy places the organism in Eukaryota, Fungi, Ascomycota, Dothideomycetes, Pleosporales, Sporormiaceae. The coding region runs from base 1 to 2076 and encodes 691 amino acids. The transcript is spliced from 3 exons. The record is from RefSeq and is a predicted model, not a curated record.
AUGGCAGCUUCGGAAAGCAGCAAUGGAGAAGCUAGCCAGCUACCCAAGCCAGAAGCUGUUCCUGUCUCUAUUUCGGUUUCGAAGAAGCUCCCCCGGCGCCAAUUGACCCUCCUUAGCCUAACGGUCUGUCUGAACGUCUUGCUGUGGACAUCAAUUCUUACUCUAAUAUCCGCUGUUUACCUGUUUGCUUCUAAUCCCAAUGACACCGUCAACAUCCCCACUGAGAUCCUCACAACUCUCUCGGCCCUGGCAUCAGUCGGCUACAUCAUUGUUCACACUAUAUUCUCUCUCAAGCAGAGGAUAUGGCGGCACCAACAACGCGAUCCUUCAAUUAUCAAAAAGACAACGUACGUUGCCGUCCGCAUUGCCGUCUCACUAUGUACCCUCUGGCUCUUGACGAACGGGUGGAACAUGAUCAUGGUUGCAAGAAGACCAGCAUGUCUUCCAGCGGGACCGGGGAUUGCAGCUUGGGAGAGCGGAGUGACUUGUCUCGUCGGACGUGUCAGCUUUGCGCUAUCCUUCAUUGCUCUAGUAGCCUCAUGCACGCUCUUCGGUAUGCUGGGCGUCCUCCGCCGGCCUUUCGAAGCGCAUGUCUUCAAGGCCACCUACCACGACUCUGUUAAUCUACAUCCUACGCCUAAUCCGUCUCGUAAGCCCUCACCCACGCGCAGCAUAUCCAACAUAUCGGAGAAAUCUCGCAGCCGAUGCAAACUUCCUCGCAGAAGAAGCAGCAUUGCCACCACCGAUGUCGAGACCCUUGAUCUGUCGUCCACUUCCUUGCCCUCUACCAUACAUGCGCCUUCCCCUAUCCGCUCUAUUGGUCUUGGGAUAUUCACUUCUUCAGCACAGCCACCGCCUCUCCCAGCUACCUAUAAUACUCCAGCAUCGGGAUCGGCGUCCCAAUCCAGCUCCACGGAAACAACAGUCGUUACGCCACCUCCCCUGCUCCCAUCUCUCCUCCCACCAUUCGUCCAACCUACAUCCACACCCAGAGCAACACCACCCCACGCAGCAGGGCUUCCCCCACCCCCACGCAUGUCCUCCCUCAUCGCCCCAUCCGGCUUCGUUCCCCUCACCGUCCCGGUGCAACUGUCGCACUCGGCGUGGCGAGCUGUCCAUCCGACACUGCCAUCCCCGCUCGGCCCUGCUUCACGCUCGAACCCAAAUCUACCGAGGGUAUCCAGCACCGCAAGCUUUACGUACCGUAAUCGGUACUCACGGUCCUCAGUGUCGCUGACGAGGCCGCAUCGCCUGAGCUCCGGGACGCCGGCAGGGAGUCUAAGUGCGAGUCGAGCGGGGAGUGAGAGGAGUGGGAGUACGGGACCGGCGGAAGAAAGGAGGGGGAGUCCCGAGGGUGGCAGCAGCAGCAAGGAUGGAGAAGAAGAUAGGAGCGGUGGGGAUGCUAGGAAAGCGAGUGCGGCGGAGAUUGCCUAUGCGAUUUUGAAUGGCACGGAUAUCCCGGGGAUGGAGGUGGUGCCUACAAGGAUCCUUUAUAGCGCUGGUGGAAGGGGAGGGAGGUAUAAGAUGGGCCAUGUUAGGCGUGCUAGUGCGCCGGAUGCGGGGAGUGUGGUGGGUGGGGCGGAGAUGGGGAGGGGUAGGAUGGCUAUGGGAUGGAAGCCGCGUCUUGGAGCGGGGGAGGAUUGUGGGAGCGGUGAACGUAUGGUCGGAAGGAAGAUGUGCAAAGGGGUUAUGAGGUCUUCGUCUGCGGAACUGCUGAGUCGGUUUAGUCCGGAUAGCAGUCCAGACGGCAAGGACGUUAAUCUGCGAGUAGAGUUGGAGAAAGAGUUAGAUAUCAGGGGGAGAAGUAGAAGCCAUCCUGGGUCUGGUUCAGAAACGGGGUCAGGAGGCGGAGAGGGAGACGAAGUUCAGGGUGGUGCGAGCAUAGAUGCCGAGGAGGAAAAAGGGGACAGAGAAAGCGUGACAGGGGAAAGGAAAGGGAAGAGGAGAACGAGCCGCAUGCCGCAACCUCCGCGGAUAUUCAAGCGCGGUUCCAGGGGCGAUGGAUUUGCUGGCGUGGGUGGAGGUGAGUGGGAGGAAGUGAAGAAUAAGCCACUGCCGAAGAUUGCGAUGCUGUGA